Molecule: messenger RNA, 3229 nt
Organism: Colletes gigas
Lineage: Eukaryota; Metazoa; Arthropoda; Insecta; Hymenoptera; Colletidae
Product: RYamide receptor-like
Exons: 11
Coding region: 309-1637 (442 amino acids)
Biological process (GO): G protein-coupled receptor signaling pathway
Cellular component (GO): membrane
Molecular function (GO): neuropeptide Y receptor activity
Source: RefSeq, a predicted model, not a curated record
CGGAAAGCGCGCAUCUACCGAAUUCCUCUUCGAUCGCGAUCGAUCGUGACCAUCGAUCGAAAUGACGCGAAACGCCCCGAAUUUCGUCCAUUGAACGCAGUAUCUUGGGAACGGGUAAUAAUGUAACAGGAACGAGAGUGUAGUCGCUGUUGAUAGUGAAAAUCGUGAAAGAACAAUUGAUCGUAAUUGAAAUUCUUUCUUCCGACGGUGCAAGCAAUGUCGGGCUCGUAACGUGCCAGACUCACAAACCGUAAGUUGCAGUUGUACGAAAAUACUCGCCCGUGAAGGAGCAUCCAGAGAAGUCCACCAUGGAGACUACUACUAUUAACAUUACAGAGUACGGAGAGUACUGGGAGGACCUUGAAGAGGAACCUGAGCACGGUUUCAAAGUAACACCUCUUAAUCUCGCCAUUUUCAUUAUGCUAUACGGGAGUAUAUCUAUUUUAGCGAUAUUGGGAAACUUUCUUAUCAUGUGGAUAAUCGCAACAACUAGACAUAUGCAGAGUGUCACAAACAUUUUUAUAGGGAACCUAGCAUUAGCGGACAUCGUCAUAGCUUUGUUCGUGAUUCCAUUUCAGUUUCAAGCAGCCCUGCUACAAAGAUGGAAUCUACCCUACUUUAUGUGCCCCUUUUGUACAUUCGUGCAAACUCUCUCUAUCAACGUUUCAAUUUUUACACUGACGGCAAUCGCAAUUGAUCGACAUCGUGCAAUAUUGAAACCCCUCAGAGCAAAGCCAAGCAAAUUAACGGCCAAAAAAAUCAUCGUCGGAAUUUGGGUACUCGCGGGAAGCUUGGCAGUGCCAACGGCAAUUGCACAUCGUGUCAUUAUGAUAAAAGAUCAUGAAUCUGAAGAUGUAGAGAAAUUGAAACCGUACUGCCGGGACAUAAAUAUCUCCAGGCCUUUGAUGACACUUUACACAGGAGCAUUGAUAGUUUUGCAAUAUCUAAUACCGCUUUCAAUUAUAUCCUACGUCUAUGCAAGAGUGGUAUUGAAACUAUGGGGCAACAAAGCACCUGGAAACGCGGAAGAUUCUCGAGAUGCAAAUCUGCUGAGGAAUAAAAUGAGGGUCAUCAAAAUGUUGAUUAUUAUCGUGACCCUUUUCGCAAUUUGCUGGCUGCCUCAACAAAUGUACAGCAUUUUCCAAUAUCUGUUUCCAAAAAUAACCCUAUACGAAAAUAUCCAUUACAUAUGGUUUUUUCUUCAUUGGCUGGCCAUGUCGAACAGUUGCUACAAUCCAUUCAUCUAUGGCAUAUAUAACAAAAAAUUCAAGAUGGAGAUCAAACAAAGAUAUCCUUUCAAAUUGCUUAAAUGGUCAACGAAUUCAUCGAACGAUAACACAGACACGAAUAAAACGCAAAGCACGCGCACUUCCAUUAGAUAUGAGUGGAAACGCGCAACUUUAGGCAGUAAUCCGACCGUGUCAUCUUUUUCAAGAGGCGUACCGACAAGAAAAUCAAACAAUUCGUUCGUCGAUGAACAUCAAACGUCUGUACAAAGAAAAAAGGGUAUCGGCAAUCAUACGCGUGAUAGCCAAGAGAAUCAUAGCUCGAUGCCAUCGAACAAAAACGAAGAAUUAUGUGUUUUUCCAUCAGAGAGACAACCACAAAAUCCCGAUUUGGAAGAAUUGUGCCUGUAGAACUAGAAAUUAGAUGAGUCGAACAAUUGAAUGAAAUAGCGCCAGUGGCAAAAGAAAAUGGCAUGUUAAAAAUGUGAACUCCGUGAUUCGUUUGUGUAUGUAAGCCAUUCGUUAUGAAAAUGAUGUAAAUCCAUUUAUCUCUGUUUUGGUGACUGCUAAUUUACUUAUUGUAUGCGUUUGGCGAUCGCAGAUAAAUAAAUUGAUCGAGUGUUUAAAAAGUAUAAACAUUAAGAAAAAUAAUGUCUUUUGUGACUACAAAUGGAGUUACAGCCACUUUCAUGAUUAUCGAAUUUUAAAAAUGUGAACUUGCAACAAUAUUUCAGCCAAGACACUGGUGCAGGUUGUAUGUAAUUUGUUACACUCUCUGUGAGGUAAUCGAAUGUAUUUGAACGGAGAUUUUAUGAAAAAAUAGGUGACCCUCGAUAUAAAAUUUUAUAUUUUUACACCACUUUUGUAACGAAAGGCUCAUAUUGUGGAUACACAAAAAUACAUCAAUUAUCUCUUCCAUAGCUAACGAAAUAUUAAUAAAUUAAUUUGUCAUUAUUUUAUUCUACUUAUUUUGAUUCUUGCUUAUACUCAUCACUGACAAAAAAAAAACAAAAUUUUUGUAUCGACUAAUAAUUAUUAAUUGUACUUACAAUUACUUCGUACUUAUUGUUUUAAUAACAUAUACUUGCCCUGUACAUAUGUGAAUAUCACGAAUAUCAUGAAAUUUUUAUUAAAAUACUUAAAAUAUUUAUAUCUAAGUCGCUCUUCAUACUUAACGUAAAAUGACCAAAAAUUCGACAAUGGACUAUAAUAAUAAAACACGUAGAAAUAUUUAAUUGCAGGAAAGAUAUAACGAAUAGGAUACAAAAAUUAUAUACGACGGAUUAUUGUAAUUAUGUUCCUUUGCAAAAUUUUUAAAGAAAUUAUACUAUUUUAAGCUUGUAUUAUAUAAUGUAUUCAAUUUUCUUUCCUGCGCCUAUAUUUAACGAGAAAACGAAUCAUCGAGACGAAUACCUAAGUGAAUGAAAAAAUGUCACAAGGCUAUGACAAGAUAGAGGUUAGAAUAAAAAUAGCAAGAAAUAAACACUUCUCGAAAUUCCGGGUGAUAUUUUUAGGAUUUCAUGCACCCCUAGUUAUUAAUUAAACAGUUAUGCAAAUUUUCAAAAAUUACUUUCACAUGUUCCAGCAUACUUCACACAUCUUUAAUAUCAGAAUUACUUUCCACCUUCGAGUUAGCAGUUAGAAAAAACAUUAAAAAGCAUUAUCAAUGUAUGUGAUAUAAUCUUAAAACUGUUUCAUAAUACAGUAAAAAAAAUUAUAGGGCAACUAAAUUAUCAUUAUUGUAGCUACAACAAAUAUAAUUCGUUAUAAAAUGAUAAUGAUAAAAGAAUGGUAAAUGUUACAUAACAAAUGAAAGAUCUAUUAUAUGUAUACUAUCAAAUGUAUUCCAAUUGCUCGUGUAUUCACAUCUUCUAUAAAAUUAUAAUGAACAGGGUAAUGUAGAUUGUAAUGUAUAAAUCUACUUCUUCAAAUAUCCAUAAAUACCACAAAAAUAACAAAUAACAUGUAUGUAAUAUCAUUCGAAUAUAGAAAAUAAAUAUCGA